Molecule: messenger RNA, 8346 nt
Organism: Harpia harpyja (harpy eagle)
Lineage: Eukaryota; Metazoa; Chordata; Aves; Accipitriformes; Accipitridae
Gene: SSTR2
Product: somatostatin receptor 2
Biological process (GO): neuropeptide signaling pathway; cellular response to estradiol stimulus; cellular response to glucocorticoid stimulus
Cellular component (GO): neuron projection; membrane
Molecular function (GO): somatostatin receptor activity; neuropeptide binding
Source: RefSeq, a predicted model, not a curated record
GGGUGCGCGGAGCCGAGCGGAGCGGAGCGGAGCGGAGCGGAGCCGAGCCGAGCCGAGCCGUGCCGAGCCGUGCCGGCGCCUCCCCGCUGCCCACCGGGCCGGGGCGCGGAGGCGGGAGCAGAGCAAGGGAAGAUGACAUCGUGGCUCCUCUGAACCAGCAGUGCCCGGGGACCAGCAGAGCCAUGGAGCUGGAAUACGAGCUGCCCAAUGCCACCGCGUUCUGGUUCUCCCCGGCUUCCCCCUUUGACAACUUCUCUGUGGAGGCGCCCACCAACGCGUCGCAGAACGCCACAGGACAGCACUUCGACCUGACCAGCAACGCCAUCCUCACCUUCAUCUACUUCGUGGUCUGCAUCAUAGGGCUGUGCGGCAACACGCUGGUGAUAUACGUCAUCCUUUGUUAUGCCAAGAUGAAGACCAUCACCAACAUCUACAUCCUCAACCUGGCCAUCGCAGACGAGCUGUUCAUGCUCGGUCUGCCCUUCCUGGCCAUGCAGGUCGCCCUGGUACACUGGCCCUUUGGCAAAGCCAUCUGCAGAAUCGUCAUGACGGUGGAUGGGAUCAACCAGUUCACCAGUAUCUUCUGCCUGACGGUUAUGAGCAUUGACCGGUACCUGGCUGUUGUCCAUCCCAUUAAAUCUGCCAAGUGGAGGCGGCCCAGGACAGCCAAAAUGAUCAGUGUGGCUGUCUGGGGCAUCUCCCUGUUGGUGAUCAUGCCCAUCAUGAUUUAUGCUGGGGUGCAACAUAAUCACGGCAGGAGUAGCUGCACCAUCAUCUGGCCGGGAGAGUCGGACGGCUUCAUCAUCUACACCUUCAUCCUGGGCUUCCUGGUGCCUCUCACCAUUAUCUGCCUUUGCUACUUGUUCAUCAUUAUCAAAGUCAAGUCCUCGGGCAUCAGAGUGGGCUCCUCCAAGAGGAAAAAGUCCGAGAAGAAAGUCACCAGGAUGGUCUCCAUCGUGGUUGCUGUCUUCAUCUUCUGCUGGCUCCCCUUCUACAUCUUUAACGUCUCCUCAGUCUCCGUCCUGAUCGUGCCCACGCCUGUCCUCAAGGGCAUGUUCGACUUUGUCGUGGUCCUCAGUUACGCCAACAGCUGUGCCAACCCCAUCCUUUAUGCCUUCUUGUCCGACAACUUCAAGAAGAGCUUUCAGAACGUCCUCUGCCUGGUGAAGGUCAGCGGCAUGGACGAGGCGGACCGGAGCGACAGCAAGCAGGACAAAUCCAGGCUCAAUGAGACCACAGAAACCCAAAGGACCCUGCUCAAUGGUGACCUGCAGACGAGCAUCUGAGAGGACAGCGGGGUUGUCCUUCCUUCGCUCUCCUCUCCCCACUUGCUCCCAACUGCAGCAGGGUGGUGGCACGUACGGAGUCAGGGCAGGAGUGCCAGCUUAGGGGACGGCGGUGCGCACACCGACGGGGCAGCGGGCAUCCUCAGCUGGGCUCCUCCUGAGCUGCUGGCGGGUUGGCUUUCAAGUGCUGGGAAGGAUACGGUUCAAGAAGAGCUGCCUCGCCAGGAAAACAAAGACAACUCGUAGCAAUGCAGUGCAUUUCAACACCAAAGUGCCACCGUGGGCCACAGGUAUAGCCGGGGUGGCUCCGCUGGCUUCCCCGGUGUUACCCUCGGGGCUGGUUGGCUUUGGGUGCUUUGCCCCAGAACAGGUGCUUGCUUGCACGUGGACACACACGCGCAGCGGGGGUGACCUCAGGAGGAGCCGAGGCCACGGGUGUGUGCCAAUACGUGUGCCACCACGGAGAUGCACUGUCUUAUAGCAAAGACCUGGUGGGAGCUCCCCAGAGAGUCCGAGCAUGCUCCCGCAGUCACCCUCCCCAAGUGGAUAUUUGGGGUUGCAUUUUGUCCAGCUUAUAAGUUUACUCCAUCGCCUCCCCGCUGCUCUUUGAUGGCAUCGUUUGCAACAGCCCACCCUGCCCAGGGGCGGCACGCCAGGACGGAGGUGGCUGCCCUGUGGAAAAGCAGCUCUGCCGCCCCGGCAGCCCGUCUGGUCCCGCCACGCUCCUACCCUGCCUCCUCCGGCCCCACCGUCACCCGCUGCAGGAGACCCCCUUCCCUCCUCCUGCCGUGACGUCGCCUGCCCGCGGGUUUUCUCCUCGGAUGAAGGAUUUCCCCCUUUUCCCUCCCAAGUAGCCGCUGCCCCUCCUGCCGCCCGCAUCUGCUCACAGGUCCAUCCCAGGCUGCGCCAGCAGCCGAGAUCACCGCUCUCCCCGGAGAACCACGGCUGGGCUGGCUGAGCAGCCACGGCAUGAUCGCCUGGCACCAGUCCCUGGUGGGAAAUCCCUGGAAGCAUUUAAGCAGCAGCAACACACCGGGGGUUUGGAGCACCCUGGCAUGGGCUGCGGCACAUCCAGCUGCCGACAGCUCCUGCACCUGGGUGAGACCUGGGCUUGUCCUACCCCUGCCGCAGCUCCGAGGAUCGCUGGGACUGGGACUGCUGGCCCCAACGCGCGUGGUGAGCAAGCAUCGACCGGCUGCCGGUGACGCCUGCCCUGCUCCUUCCAGGCAAGUCACGGAGGAAGGGAUGAUGGAGAGGAUGAGGGGACGGGAGGUGGGGGGUGCUGGGGACUUGGCCCCGACCCUCGUCUGAGCCGAGGGGACCGGGCAGAGCAGAUGACAGGACUUCUAGCAGAAAGGCAUGAGGAAGAGCAGGGCAGCACACAUCCAGCCCCCCCAGUCCCUCUCCUGCACUGCAGCGCAGGAAAGGGGGGACACAGGGUGCAGUCCACAGUGUGAGGGGUGGCGGGUCUGGCCCGGCAUCCGCUGCAUUUAUCUUCUCAAGACCGUCCCGGAGUGCUCAGCUCUGUCCCUGGCCGCCCUUCCAGCUCAGCACACAAACCCCAGGCUCGGGAGCCCUGACUGCCUGCUCCUGCCCCGGCAAAGCCACGGUCCUCGGCCAGCACAGCGGGAGCACAAGGGAAAGCCCAGGGGAGAGGGAGAAGUGCUAUCUUCCUGCCAGAGCAGUUUCUGUGCCAGAGGCCAGAUUCUGUUCACAGGCUCUUGCUCCAGAGCUGAGCCGUGGGAACGCAGCAGUUUAGGUGGAGAAAACAGCCACGUCUCACUCACCCUCCCCUUUCCCAUCCCACCCUGGGUGUCCCCGCACCAGCCCCAUCGCCGGCAGACGUGGACCCUUCACCCUGCACUACAAGCAAUGAGGAGGGUGAGGAUGAGCAUGGCCCACAAGGUGCUGCCCGCUUUGGGGUGCUGCCUUGCUCAGCCCCGUACCCCCCCAGUUGAUGCUCCAAGAGCACCAGCUCUGGGAGAAGUUUUCCUGUGGCUCUUCCUGGCCCCUGCAGCGAGUCCCUGCCCGGGUCAUCACACAUCCCUCUGUGUUACCCCAGCAUCCCCCACCAGCCCCCCAAAAAGGGCUCAGUGCCAGGCUUGAUGCCUGCUCCCUGGCACAGUUCUUUUGGACGCUGGCUCCGGCACAGCAGCACUGGCACUGGGGACACAUCGGCGCAGGGCUUGGGGGCUUUCUGCGGGGCAAAUCAGAGCAUUGUCAGCAUUUAUUUGCUUUUAACUGUUUACUGCUCCUCUGAGGAACGUGUGUCUGCGUUCAAGAGCUCGGAGGCACCGCGUGGGCUCAACGCUGAGCGGGCACCUGCCUGUACCCUCGCUGCCUGCGCCGGGCUGUGCAGGCAGCUGCUCACCAAGCGCAUGCCUGCACCGGCUUCAUUAAGGGAAGUAAAGCCGAACCAGGGCUCUGAGACAGCGCAGGCUGCCCUGCUGAUGCUGCAGGAAUUAAAACACAAGCAGCGUAUCACACUACAGUGAAAUAUUGCAUGGUGACGGCCAGGCCUGGUGCAGCCGGAGCCCUCUCUUAGGAUAAGGCUUCAAUAUCACAGCUGCAGCGAUGCAUCAGCGGGGCUUUGGAUAUUUCACAUUUGGUGGGCGGUGAAGGAGUUAUUUGUGUGGAAAGCGGGGGAGGCGAUGGGGAGGGGGGUGCGUUGGGCCCCCCUGCCCGUCAUGGGAGCUGAUAUUCAUGCCCCCCAGCACUCGCCUGCAGCAGGGUCAGACCCAGACCUGCCGGCGGCCAGGCUUCUCCCCGGUCCUGUCCGUGCAAGCCCUGCUGCCAACACCCCGACUGAUGGUGAGGGGAGAUGCCUGUUCCCGGCCGCACACCCAUGGGAGUCUCCAGCAGGAGCCCCCAGCCGGGAGCAUCUCCUCUCUGUGCUGGUUUAAUGUUGAAAAUACAGAAAGCCUGGCUUUCUAGCCCUGGGAAGGACCCAUGCCCAGCACUGCAUGUGCCCAUGACAUCUCUGGCAGCUCAGAGCAGUGCAAGGGGGCUGUGAUCUGAAAUAUCCCAUUCCCCCUCUUUGCACCCAGGGGCUCUCUUGGGCUGGGGAUAACGGGGCUGCAAGUGAGGAGCAAGGGGUACGGGGGGGCUGCCGCUGAUGUCCCAAAGGCCACCAAGGUGGGAUGCUGCAGGGCAGGAACACGAGGCAGCUCCCAGGGGCUGCCAGGGCACCCCACGGCCGCCCUGCUGCAGCUCACCCCGGGGGAAAGCGCAGGCAAGCGAAAUGUGCUGCCUUGGUGCUCACAGUGAAAUCAGCAAAAUAAAACGUUCUGCUGGUUCACUGCUGACUAAUAAACAGCAGCACUGUUGCUGCUGCAAGUAACAAAGUUUUCCUUCCCAGCCAUUUGAUUUUAGUGGGAACUUGACCUCAUAUUGGAUCUGUUCUGAAAAGCCUCGCAGGGCUGCUGGCAGCGUAGUGAGAAAUCUCUCCUGGUUAUUGCAGAGUGAAUAGGCUGAUCCUGCAAGUGCUGGAGUGGCUCCGCUGCUACUUCACACACAGACUGUCCCUGGGCAAGAGAGAUUAAUUACAGCUCCCGCCUGCCCGGCUAGAGCAGCGGGAACAGAUUUAUCACAAAUUGGAGGCGAUGGGAAGCAGAAACCUGUGUGUCCCAUAGAGCUCCGCUGUAUGCCGGGGGCACAGAUCCGGCCCCACGCUCCUCGGAGCAGGGCUGGGGCUGGUCGCUUUGCCGCGGGUCUGCAUGCACAACGGCACUGCCUCUGCUGCGGCUGUCACCGGCGGUGGGGCUGUGACCGGGUGGGUUUGCGGGUGGGCUGCUCUUGCAAGAGAAUGACAGUCCCAGCACCUGUGUGGCUGCCCCUAAGCCCAUAAGAAACCAGCUCCCCUUCCCCUCCUCGCCACUGGCUUCCCCCUACGCAGACGAGGAACCCCAGCAAAGCCGAGGAUGGGCUCUGCAGCAUUCCCGAGCCCCUGCCGGAUUGACCUGCAUGGAGACAUCCUUGAUGUCCCUGCUUCCUCAGCCCUCGGGGUCCAGGGACACAAAGCCUGGCGCUGUGGCUGGGCUGAGCAUCGCCCCAGGCACGCUUCCGACCGUGCCCACCUCGGACCGAGCCUGGCUCCUGGCGCUGUGAUGGCCAGUGCCCCCCCCCCCGGAGCUUGAUAGCCAAACCCCGCUCUGAUGGGCAGGGAGAGGCUGGGUUUGGACCUGGAGCCUUCCUAUUGCAUCUCUACAGCUCCUCAUAUCAGCACCAAAGCUGCCUUGGACUUCUUUAAAAUAACGAUCUCCUAAUGAACCACACUGUCGUGUCUCUGGAGGGCUUCCUGACUCUCCGUCCCGACGGAAAGAGCCUUGUCUUUGAUGGAGACUCCACGGAGAGGUCCCUUCCCUCCCAGACGUGCACAGAUGCAGGUGGUCUCGUGGGCAGCCGUGCAGCCAGCAAUCCCCAGCCAGCUCCAUCCCCUGCAAUGAGAGCUCCCAGACUCCAGAUCCGUGCCCCUGCUUUAGAGUGGGGCUCGAUUCUCACAUCUCUGGGGGUUGUUUCAGCCCUUGCUGUGAACAAGCUGAUUUCAAACCGCUCACGGAGAGUCUCCAUCCCCUCUGCCGGGGCUCCGCCAGCCGCACGCCCUGCCCAGGGCUGCUCAAAGGGGGAAUCGGCAGCAAGGCAUGAGCAAAGAGCACAGCAGACCCCAAACCGGCCUUCCUGCUACUAAGUCUGAAACAAGAGCUGCUGCUUCCCGACCCAAGGAUGCGUCUGCCCUUCCCUGCCAGCCUCCAACCCUCAGCCUCGCACGCGUGCCUCCCUGCCGGAUUUCAGCCCUUUCCCUGCUUGCUCCAGGACCUGGACUGCAAAAAGCCAGGGCAGGACAGCCAGGCUGCAGCUGCAGUUCGGGGGAAACCAGCCUCAAGCCGUGUCCUGACCAGGAGAUGACGAGGGACGCAAAGCCUGAGCACCCCCGCCAUCCCACCCCCACGCUGCACAGCCAGGAGGAGGGAAGGGGUGGGUGAUUGUACAUAUAUGUAUAUACUGGAUGUGCCAGCAAAAGGUUUUAUUAUACCGACACUGUAGAGACACUCUGCAGCCCCUGUUUUGCUGUGGCUGCUGGAGCAGCCCCUCCCUGUGCACGCAGGAGCAAGUUGGAUCCAGCCCCUCGGGGGUCCCUUGGGUCCCCCUCACCCUCCCCGUGUGCCGUGGGGCUGGUGGCACCGUGCAGGAGCCAGGAGGGACCACAGAGGCUGCUCCCACAUUGACAGGUGACUUCUGCAGGGCAAGGGAAGGCAAGCUUUAGCCUCUACUAAACACAAGAGCCCUUCCCUACCAAGCCGGGGGCUGUAGCGAUCCGGGGGUCUCCCCCCCCCCACCAGCAGCACUGCACCACACUGCCCACCUCCUGUACAUACACUCCUCUGUAUCUAUAGCUGUGCUCUGUAUAGUGUGCGUGGGUCUGGUGUAUGACACAUUGUGACUGGAACACGCCAGAGAACGUUUCUCUGCUUUAAGUCUUGCUUUCCUCCGUAGCAAUUGUUUCUCGGUGUCUCGGUGUGGAACUAAGCCUUCCUGCGGCGAAGGCUCCCGACUGCCACGGUCUGUGCUGUGGGGAGGGAGUUGUGGAUGGGGUGGGAGGGAAGUAAAAGAGUUUUCCUACAGUUUCUGACUCUGUGUGCAUGUGUCAGAGCUGGGUGGGAGCAGUGGGAUAUAACCCAGGCUUGGAUUCUUCCCCGGGAGGAGAAGAGGCACCGACCUUGGAGUCCCACCAAGGGACGACUCGCACUCAGUCCCUCUCCCAAAAAACAGUUCUUCGUCACAUCCAUCUCCCUGCAUCCAUCUCCCCGUUGGUGAGCAACACACCUGGUUCUUCACCGGCAGGAUGGUCUCAGUUUCAGAGGGUCCAUGCAGCAGGAGAGCUGUGUUUGCCCAAAAACCCCACAAAAUUCACUCCCCAGUCAGCACAGACUCAGGGCACUGAGGUACAGGUACAUCUGUGCCAGCGUCAACCCCUAAACUAGAUGGGUCACAGAUGAAGCACAACCACAAAUCGCUCUUCAAGUACAAGGGGUCACAGAAACUCAGUCUGAACAGCUGGACAGGAGAAGCUUCUCUUCCCAAGAUGGCAACACCUCCAGGCAGGUUUUGAUGAGAUCAGGGCAUGUGAAGUGCCAUUGCUGGAGGUUUAAUCGGCUGGAGAGACCAGCAGCGGGAGGGGGUGCUUAGAGGAGAGGUACAUUACGGGGAAAACACACCGAUGUAAAGAAACUGGCUCUGCUAUAAACUGAAAGUUCGGCUCUGACCAGCUGCACAGGCCAGCUUCGCCAUCAACACUUUCCAUGCAAAUAAACCCCUUCACUCCAAAACACCUACGAAGUUUUCCUUCCCCCCCCACCCCAAUUUGCAACACAAACAGGGUUUUAUAGGAUUUGAAUACAACCUCUACCAGCAAAGCCUCAACAGCCUCUCCCCCAAGACCACACGCUCUGGUUACACCAGCAUCUCCCGUGGAGCUGGAUGCUCUCCUGCCCAGCAGAGGCAAGCGGCCCAGCAGGCAGCCAUGCCCCUGGAGAUCUGCCUCUCUCAGGGGAGCAGCAGAUAGCUGGGGCAGGAUUUUCCUCUGGGAACAAGCAUUUGUAAGAAAGCAAUUACCACGCUUGUUGCUACACUGCAUUGUAGCUGGCUGAGUCAGCAUUAGGUGCUAAACAGGUAUGUUGGCUCCGGGUAGUUCUUCUGGUCAGAUCUAUAUAUAUGUACGCACAAGUAGUACACAGAGACAUGGCUCUGGGUUUCCAUCAGAAAAAAUAUUAAGUCUUUACACGAAGGCUGAUACAAGAAAGGCAGUAACUGCCCAGGGAAGAUUUUGCAAACAAAAAAUCCGAGCGCACUGAUUUCAUUCUGCCUCCACAGGCUGAAAAUACGUGAGAUGAUGGAAAGCGUAGGUAUUGCAAGUUGGAGCUACAUACAGAAGAGAGGGAGAAAUAAAACACUACCCAGAGGGGCCUUUUUGUUUCCAGUGGGUGCAUUCCAGCUGUGCCCCCCACAGACACACCUUCACUCAGCACGAUUUUGCCAAACCUGCGCAAAAGGAGCGCUUUUU